Adineta ricciae is the source of this 1593-nucleotide messenger RNA. NCBI's taxonomy places the organism in Eukaryota, Metazoa, Rotifera, Eurotatoria, Adinetida, Adinetidae. The record is from the annotation of a GenBank genome assembly.
AUGGUCGAUCAGAUUCAGCAACCUGUGGAUAUUGUUAUUCCAUGGUUAGAUAGUAGUGGUUUAAACGACGACAACGACGAGGAGGAUACUCAACGAGAAAGUCGAACACAUACAAAACUCGUAGAUAUUUCUUCGUACAAAACAAAUAUGACAAUACGUCCUCUGUAUUUAAUCAAACGAAAGAAAUAUUUUGAAACAAUCUUAAGGGAAUUGGCAGCUCGAAAUCGUAUUCUUGUCAAAGGCUUCAAUACCUAUGCUUACUUUUCAUGUAAAAAAGACGUCAUGCAACGACAAAUCAAUCAACAUCUGACGAAUACAAAUAGUUAUUUGUUAUAUAUGGAAUUUACUAAGAGCAAUUCCUAUUUCACGAAGAAGUAUUUAAAGCUGAUCAAUAACGAAUUCAUAUUUGCAUUGCAUAACUUUCUACAAAGCAACCGAAUAACAUUGCAUCAAUGGAUAUUAAUGACACCUAACCAGUCCAAAUUACGUCUACAAACGUUGUAUUUUCUACCAGAUACAGAUACGGAAAAUGUUAUAUUUCAUCCGAUGUCAUGCUGUAGAGAUUCUCUUACGAUACGUUUGUCGCAAUUUUUACGCCGUCAAAUCGAACCCAUCUAUAGAAGAACGACUUUAGCGACAACUUUUAAGCAAGGCGCUGAUUGUGUUCAUGCUUUAAUGAAAUAUACUGGAGAGAAACGUCUCCGUUCGACAACUUUAUUUGCGACGAUCUAUAUUCAUGAUUUAUGCACUGUCUAUUCACAUGAAGAAAUGUUAUAUUUAUUAGAACGCUUUCUACAUGAACAUGUUUCCGACAGUCAUGAAAUCGAUGGUCUGUCCAUAUCGACAUUGGUCGAGCUUGUUCGUUUGUUUCUCGAUAAUCAAUAUAUUGUCUAUGGUUAUAAAUUAUAUCGACAUGUACGCGGAAGUCCAGUUAAAUCGCCAUUGACUAGUGUAUUAGCGAAUAUUUACAUGUAUUAUUGGGAACAAGAACUCAUCACUACACUACGCGAUCAACAAGAAAUCUAUGGCAGACGUCUCGAUAAAAUCUUUCUCACAUGGAAUAAAUCGGAGGAAGCUCUUCAUCAACUUAUCGAAACGAUAAAUACAGCAUCCAAUAGGUAUCAUCUUCAUCUGACGAAAACGAUCAACAACAACAAUAUUACUUAUCUUGAUGUCAAUAUGAGUCAUAUUGGCCAUCGAUUGAGAACAACAGUGGCACAUAACAUCACAACGCAUCCGUAUGCACUACCCUAUGUCUAUGGUCAUCAAACAUCGCGUGUCCUUACUCUAUUACGAUCGUGUUUAAUGCGCGCUGCCCUGUGUUGUUCAGAAUUCUAUGAUUUUAUUAAUGAAUGUCAUGAUAUACAGGUAUCAUUCGAAUACAAUGGUUUCCAUUAUGAUUACUUUCCAACGGGUCUCGCCUUGUUUCUACACGAUUUUCAUAUCGACGAACUACGACUGGAUCUUAAUGAAGCAGUUUAUAAUUCUCGUCUUUAUGUACAGUUACGUCAAAAUAUUUUUCAAGCCAUUCAUGGGCCGCCAACAACAACAACAACAACAACAACAACAACAAACACACAAACAGAGCAGUGA